AUGAUGCUGAGCGUUUCUGCAAGGAAAUUGUUCAAGAAUGAAAAUAGGCGGGAAGGCAGUGUUGAGAUACAGGACCAAGCUUCUACUAAUGAUUCUAGCGGGAGCUCCUCUGCGCCAAUGGAUAGCUUGGCCAAGAUGAGGGCACAGAUGUCUGCUCACGCUAGUGCAGCCAAGAGUUCAGGUCGAGAUCGUGUUCAUCAUUCUCCAAGUUCUCCCACUCCUCGUACUAGUUCUCAUGAUCAUUCUCAUUCUCCUCUUGGCCAUUCUUAUUAUCCUUGUGCUCAUUCCCCUGCACCUCAGAUCCAUUCUCCUGUGCCUCGUAGAUGGUCUUUUACUCCCCAAGGACGUUCUCCUACUCCUGCGCAUGGUAGGCACUCUCCUGUUCCCCGCAGACAUUCUCCUACUCCUCUCCUUUCACCACCUUGUCACCCUUGUUCCCCAACUCCUCCUCGUCCCUGUUCCCCAACUCCACCUCAUCAUUCCCUGACUCCACCUCAUUGUCCUUGUUCUCCAACUCCACCCCAUCGUACAUCCCCACACAAGAAAGCCACUCCACCCCGUCAUCCUCAUUCUCCAACUCCACCUCGUCAUACAUCCCCACGCAAGAAAGGCCCUACUGUUCCUUUUUCACCUGAACUAAGUGAGUUAACACAGGAGGAUGAAGAUGAGAUACCCGAAGUCAGUACCAAUAAGAAAGGGAAGUUAGCUGGGAAGAAGACAAAGAUCACAGCCAAGGCUGCGGGAAAAUGA
Messenger RNA from Suillus paluster, 750 nucleotides. RefSeq lists its product as uncharacterized. The record is from RefSeq and is a predicted model, not a curated record. The coding region runs from base 1 to 750 and encodes 249 amino acids. The transcript is spliced from 2 exons. Lineage: Eukaryota; Fungi; Basidiomycota; Agaricomycetes; Boletales; Suillaceae.